AUCUGCACGCUUCUAUUCAAUAAAAAAAACCAGUCAUUCAAAGCUCAACCCCAUUAAAGAACCAUCUCUCUCCAUGCCCGUCUCUCAAUCUCUGUCCCAUGUUUAUUAUCAUUUGCACUCAUUGUUUUCAGUUUUCUAAAAUAUUAAUAGUUAUAAUAGUAAAGUUUUCCUUACCAUAAAAAGAUUUAAAAUUUUUUUUUAUUUUUUUAUGUAGAAGAAUGAUGUGAGGGUUUGGGAUCAGCUAUAGAUAUUUGUAAGAAAAAUAAUGGAUGGUUUCAAUGUAGAGGAGGAUGAAGAAGCAGCUGGGAAGAGAGGAAGUGGAGAUCCCUCGGCAUGUUCCCAUGGCCAUGCUCGACACAGGCGUUCUAAAAGUGCAUCUGACAAAAAAUUGGAUGUUUCAAGAGGUGGAGUUUCUUGUUCCACACGGAGAGACUUGAAGGAAUCGCAUAGAAGGCCUCAUGAAUUGUCACCUUCAACAAGGACUCACGCGGCGCCAAGUACUCUUCAUGAACACCCUGGUCAUAUUAAGAGGAAUACUUCAUCAACCCAUCGAACCUCCUUGGAGAAAGACAUUGAGCAGCUGCAAUUGCGUUUGCAGCAAGAGAAAUCCAUGCGCACUAUGCUUGAGAGGGCGAUGGGUCGAGCUUCUAGUACAUUGUCACCUGGGCAUAGGCAUUUUGCUGCUGAGACGAAGGAGUUGAUUGCUGAGAUUGAAUUACUUGAAGAAGAGGUUGCAAAUCGUGAACAACAUGUUCUCACUCUCUAUAGGAGCAUUUUUGAACAAUGCGUUAGUCGACCGCCUUCUGAGCAAAGCUCAAGCAUGGCUUCUCCUGCCCAUACAAAAAAUGAAUCAAGGAAACACCCAAGUAUAAUUUCAAGUGCAUUUUGCUCCUCAAAGAAGUUCCCUUUGCGACCUUUCCAAGUUCUGACUUCUAUGAAUGACAAGGGAAAAAAAACCUCAAUGUUGCAGUCCAAGAGUAAACAUGCUUCAUUGUUAAGUAGCAAAGGCAGCAUUCAUUUUGAGAAGACUUGUUCAGACACUGAUAAGGUGCAUGAAAAGUUACCAACCAUGGACAGAAGUAUGCUGCGGACUCUGAAAGAUCAUCUCUACCAGUGCCCAAGCAAAUUGUCCGAGGAAAUGGUCAGGUGUAUGGCUGCAGUAUAUUGCUGGCUUCGUGGUGCGGCAUCUGUGAAUCCAGAGAAAAAUCGAUCACCGUUAUUGUCAAGGUCAUCCACUAAUGUUAUACUCCCUCGUCGUGGUAUUGAAGAAGACCGGGAAUGGUCUUGUAAAUCUGUGGUAGAAAUAUCUUGGAUAUCAACAGACAAAAGUCAAUUCUCUCGUGCAUCGUACGCCAUCAACAACUAUAGAGUUCUCGUGGAACAACUGGAAAAGGUGAAUGUCAGCCAGAUGGAAAGCAAUGCCCAAACUGCAUUUUGGGUUAAUGUGUACAAUUCUCUAGUUAUGCAUGCAUAUCUAGCAUAUGGAAUUCCCCACAGUUCGAUUAGAAGGUUGGCCUUGUUUCACAAGGCUGCUUACAACAUUGGAGGGUACAUCGUAAGUGCAAAUGCCAUAGAGCAGUCAAUAUUUUGCUUCCGUACACCCCGAAUUGGCCGGUGGCUUGAGACCAUCCUUUCAACGGCCAUGAGGAAAAAAUCUGGUGAAGAAAGGCAACUCAUCAGCUCAAAAUUUGGUCUUCCGAGUUCUCAACCCCUUGUUUGCUUUGCACUUUGUACUGGAGCUUUUUCUGACCCCGUGCUGAAAGUCUACACUGCUUCAAAUAUUAAAGAAGAACUGGAAGUGGCAAAAAGGGAGUUUCUUCAAGCAAAUGUAAUUGUGAAGAAGUCAAGGAAAGUGUUUCUACCAAAGGUGCUCGAAAGAUUCGCCAAGGAAGCCUCGAUAAGCUCUGACGAUCUUCUCAAGUGGGUCACUGAAAAUGUUGAUAAGAAGCUCCAUGAUUCAAUACAGAAGUGCAUUGACCAUAAAACCAACAAGAAGGCAUCUCAGUUCAUAGAAUGGUUACCUUACAAUUCAAGGUUCCGCUACGUGUUUACAAGGGAUUUAACAGAGAAGCCAUGGUGGGUAUAAUAUUCUUUUUUCAACGCUCAAGAAUGUUUAUGCAUUUCUUUAACACAAAUUGAUGAAUAUUGUUUCAGAUGAAACAGCCAGGAACUCAAACAUCAAUUCUUCAAAUGUGAUCUUCCUUAAUGUACAAUGAUUGUUUGAUCAUCAUUAUGUAAGAUAAAACUUUGCACUCCUGUGAUCUGAAUUGGUUCAUGGUAUUUUGUGGAGUACCAUUGUAAUUUUAGUUGAUAUAUUUAGUUCAUUAUAAGCUUCACAUCA
Vitis vinifera (wine grape) is the source of this 2341-nucleotide messenger RNA. RefSeq lists its product as uncharacterized. The record is from RefSeq and is a predicted model, not a curated record. The transcript has 11 exons. Lineage: Eukaryota; Viridiplantae; Streptophyta; Magnoliopsida; Vitales; Vitaceae. Bases 266 to 2086 code for a protein of 606 amino acids.